AUGUCGAGUCAGGACAAGGGCAUCCCGCUGCACAACAUCCCCGACGACGCAGGCUACCGCCUCAUCGAGCUGCCUCCCGAGGUUGAGGCUCUACUCGAAGCCGACAAUGCUACAGCUCUCACGCUCGAGUCAGGCGACAACGCUGGCCUCCUCAGAACGCCGGGCAAGACGUACGCCCUUCGCCAAAAAAACACUUCCAAUGCUCUGAUACUCCUCAAGCCGCACACAUCCAGGGCCUCUUCUCCAACUCAAGGACUAGCUACAUUCGCUACUAUUCACGACACAGUCGAGCUCGAGCUCGUCAAGGAUCCAGCUUCAGACCCUGAACCCAGGGUGGCGCCGGCAAAGGGCAAGUGGCACGAGCGAUUCGGCAGGAACCGGUAG
This is a messenger RNA of Geosmithia morbida, 384 nucleotides long. RefSeq lists its product as uncharacterized. Bases 1 to 384 code for a protein of 127 amino acids. The transcript has 2 exons. The record is from RefSeq and is a predicted model, not a curated record. NCBI's taxonomy places the organism in Eukaryota, Fungi, Ascomycota, Sordariomycetes, Hypocreales, Bionectriaceae. Gene Ontology annotation, cellular component: Ctf18 RFC-like complex. Gene Ontology annotation, biological process: mitotic sister chromatid cohesion.